Molecule: messenger RNA, 3388 nt
Organism: Copidosoma floridanum
Lineage: Eukaryota; Metazoa; Arthropoda; Insecta; Hymenoptera; Encyrtidae
Product: temperature-induced paralytic E
Biological process (GO): regulation of sodium ion transport
Cellular component (GO): plasma membrane
Molecular function (GO): sodium channel regulator activity
Source: RefSeq, a predicted model, not a curated record
AUUCGCCAUGCGGUGCUGCUGAUGCUGCUACCGUUCGUGCAGGGGCCCGCCUCGGUAGACUCGGAGCUUCCGAGCAGCCGUGCACCUCGGGCCACACGCGCCGCGCCAACCAUUCGUAAUAACCGCUUCCUCGAUAAAAUCACCCCGUUGUCGCGAAUUAAAGUGAAUGAAGCUACUGGUAGAUGAAAUUGAUGAAUAAACAAUUACGGCCCCCCGUCCAACCGCGAGUGUACCAAGGUGUGGUGUGCUAGUAUUAUCGUUAUCAUGGGUGCAAGUAGAGCUGGUGGUGAUGGUGAAGGCAGAUGUGGUGGUGGCAGCUGUGGUGGUGGAUACGGUGGUGGUGCCGAGUAGUGGUGCUCGUGGCCAAGGAGCCGAGGAAGUGAGCAAGGGGGAUCGAGCAAAGUUGAAGGAGGUGAACGAAAGAAAAAAAAAGGAGAAUAAGUUACGGACAGGAAGAGAGCCAUGAGGGGUCAUGGAAAGAAUCCGAGCUGCUGCCCUGAUGGCCUCAAUGUCGUCAUCGUGUUGUAAAAGCAACACGGAACACAGUAGCGCUUCACUAGUCAGCUGGUUGACAUUAGGAUGAAAGGACACUGCCGUAAAUAGCCAUCCUUUCUCGACGGUACGACAACGACGACGAAAAUAGACACGGGAACAGAAGAAGAAAAAGAGAAGAAGGACGCGGGGAGGAAGGGGGCCGGCCGGCGCGUGUGUGCGUUGACCAAUAAUGCCGGAUAAGGACGAGCUCAAGAAGCAGACCUUCCUGCAGAAGCUGCUCUUCUACACGACCGCGUCGUUCAUCCUUCUUGGCACCUUCAGCCUCUUCGCCUUCCUCUUCCUCGUGCCCUUCGUCAUAGAUCCGGCUUUCACCACGAUAUUCAUGGAUUUCGACGAGAGACCCGCCGAGUGCCUCACCAUCGACGUUGAGUCUCGGAGAGGUACGAGCAACUGCUCAUGGACGUCGUGUAGAGAGGGCUGCACGCGCGAAUUGUUCGAGUGCACGCAGAUACGCGUUAACUAUAAGCUGCCGGUUAAUGUAUCGCGGGAAGAAAUCGAGGAGGCGGUAGGAGGGAGAAAAGGUGUCAGUAAGGACGAGGCUGUGGCUGGUGGUAAAAUGCCGAGGCUAGAGCGUUCGCUCAGGGAGUACGACUACAUCGAGGAUCUCGAAGACGAGGACGAUUUCAGUGAGGACGACGAGGAUGGGCUACCAAAGCCCUUUCCUACAGGUCUGAUGGGCAACGACUCCGAGUGGUACUUCACGGGGGCAAAGCUCUUUCCGAACGUCAAAGGCUGCGGCUACCCGCCCAUGCUCAACUGCACGAAAUUCGUGAGGAACUACGGCAGCGUGGGGCAAAACUUCAGCUGUUACUACUCGAAGGUCGAUCCCGGCAUCGUCAUUAGCGACCUCGACAUGCGCCAGGUGUACUUGAACCUCGUGUACGCGCUGGCGAUCCCAAUACCGUCCUUCAUCAUCUCGGUGAUCUACCUGACGAUCGCCUACUUCAAGAUCUACAACGAGGACGAGGUGGGCCUCGUGGGGGCCGAGGAGGGCGGCGGCAUCGGGGACGAGGACGCCCCGGGGGAGCAGGACGCAGCGAUCGGGGGCUCGGUCGGCGACGUGACGACCCUACCCCCCACCUCGGACACGCACACGCCGAUGAGCGAGGCGUUCGGGCACCAGUUGAAGGUCGCCAUGGUGGACGACAACAACAGCAGGGAGAGCUUGGACGUCAUUGCCGACGCUUGUUCCAUUCAGGGAAGCUUGAGCAAAACGAUGACGACGAGUAUCUCAACGCAUCCUGGUCCGACGGCAGCAGUUUGAAGCGCCACUACCAAGGCUUGAAGGACGUCUCGUGGAGGCCCCGCUAAGUACGGGCCUUGGCAACAAAGUUCAACCGCGGCAAGCGAUGUUGUCGCCCCUGGCAGCCGCCAAGAGGGUAUAGGGAAAAGAUAGCGAGCUUGCACGCGGAUGAUCGACAGCACGGCCCAAUGCUCGAUGAUGAACUAGUGCGUCUUCGCGUGUUAUAUUCUAAAGUUAAUGGAAAACAAGGCGAGACCAACGAGACACUGUGUACAGAAUAAAACGAGAUAAUGUAAUUUUUACGUCUGAGUAGUGAUAAAACAACGACAUUUACGGCAAAUAUUAGUGUGUAAUUUCGAUAGCCUGAGCAAAUAAAUAACGACUCUUGAAACAAUUUCGGUAACGCGGGACGACGCUGAGAUUAUUUAUACUUGCUUGUUGAGAAAAAAAAAAAAAAAAAAAAAAACAGUCGUCCUUCAAGGAGAUUAUGUUUGAUACGAUAAAAAGGAAGAGGAGGAACAAAUUAACGCAGUCAGGGUUUGAACAAUACAAAUUUAUCUCCAUAUACGGCUGUACUGAUAAUAUGGGUAUCUGGUACAUGUUAAAAAUGUGUCAGUAUCAACAAAUUUUUACGGAUACAUUGAGAUGAUAGAUUUUUCGUUUGAAAGUUGUAGAGUUUUUUUUUAGUCCUGAAAAAGCAACAAUUUAUUUAGGUGUUGUUAAACAGAAAUAUUUAGUUUUUUAAUUGUCGAACUUGAGUUUUUUUUCCGCUUGGAUGAUUGCACAUUUUAUCAGUGCAGUACGUGCACACAUAAUUCGAACGUGACAAAAAAUUUAAGAAACAAAAAUUAAUCAACACCCACCCCGCAAUGUGUUCAACGCUUUGUGGCCGUCUCUCUUGCAAUUAAUUUCUGCGAAAGAGAAGGUCGGACCGUCUGUACCUAUAUAGGAGAGUAGAUCGGAGUAUUCUUUCCCACGACGCCUCACGGGCCUUUUACGUAAAUGCGUGUACACGACAGCAGAAAAAAAAAUUUUUAAAGUAUGAAAGGAGAUUUCGAUAAAACUGAUGCUGAUAAUCGAUUGAAAUAUAAAUAACUUUAAUACAUGCACAAAAACGUGUAAACAUGAAUAUAUUGUAAAGGGGGUAUAUUGCGAUUCGCUUGGCUGUUUGUUGCCGUAUAAAAUACCUUGCAAACGUUGAUACAACGUUGAGACAAUAUUUCUAGUUCAAUAUAUAUAAAUGUAAUAUAUGGAUGCAAGUAGCGAAAUGAAUAUUAUGAAAAUGUUAACAUGUGUGAUAAAGACUUUGAAUUUGCGGAGUUUGCUACGGUCGAAUGUUCGAAAUUGAAAAUAUUUCCAGUUAAUCUUUAAUUUACAGUGUUGAAAUAUAAAUUUGAAUGGGCUAUUGUAUUUAUUUAAGUGAGAAAUGCCACUAAACGAUGGUCUUCUUUUCUUCAGCAUUGUAUCAACGUCUCAUUUUCCGCGAAAACGCGCAGAUGGUGUGGUUUAAACAAGACGUGGUUGGCGUACGCAAGUCAAGUGCGAUAUUGUUUGAUACAAAGAGAGAUAAAAAAAAAAAAAAAAAAAAAA